Messenger RNA from Macrosiphum euphorbiae (potato aphid), 399 nucleotides. NCBI's taxonomy places the organism in Eukaryota, Metazoa, Arthropoda, Insecta, Hemiptera, Aphididae. The record is from the annotation of a GenBank genome assembly.
AUGGACGACCAGAGCAUCACGUUAGAUGUUAACCCUAAAGCAUAUCCUUUGGCCGACCAACAGAUGACCACAAAAAUUUUGAACUUGGUUCAACAAGCAAUGAACUAUAAACAACUACGUAAAGGAGCAAAUGAAGCCACUAAAACAUUAAACAGAGGUAUUUCUGAAUUCAUCGUCUGUGCUGCAGAUGCAGAACCUCUAGAAAUUUUAUUACACUUGCCAUUGUUAUGUGAAGACAAAAAUGUGCCAUAUGUUUUUAUUAGAUCAAAACAAGCUUUAGGCCGAGCAUGCGGUGUUUCAAGGCCAGUCAUAGCGUGUUCUAUUACCACUGAUGAAGGUUCACAAUUACGGCCACAAAUACAACAAGUUCAGACUGAAAUUGAAAGACUAUUGGUUUAA